Bipolaris zeicola 26-R-13 is the source of this 159-nucleotide messenger RNA. RefSeq lists its product as uncharacterized. The transcript has a single exon. The record is from RefSeq and is a predicted model, not a curated record. The annotation marks the transcript as partial. NCBI's taxonomy places the organism in Eukaryota, Fungi, Ascomycota, Dothideomycetes, Pleosporales, Pleosporaceae.
CCCGGUUGGACUAUUGCACGUGAUGCGGCUGCGUGCAGUUCAGCCGCGCGGACCGUUGACAACCACGUUAGCAACGUUGCGGACAUACUAUCGUUCUUAUAUGUAGAUAUAUGCAUGUAUACUUCGAACAAUGAGGCUGCUAGAUGCCCCAACAACUGA